This is a messenger RNA of Emericellopsis cladophorae, 441 nucleotides long. RefSeq lists its product as uncharacterized. The record is from RefSeq and is a predicted model, not a curated record. The transcript is spliced from 4 exons. Bases 1 to 441 code for a protein of 146 amino acids. Gene Ontology annotation, molecular function: oxidoreductase activity, acting on the CH-OH group of donors, NAD or NADP as acceptor. NCBI's taxonomy places the organism in Eukaryota, Fungi, Ascomycota, Sordariomycetes, Hypocreales, Bionectriaceae.
AUGUCUCUGCAACUCCUCCUCAUCACUGGUGUCUCCGGCCAUCGCAAGCCCGGGCAGAUCAAGGCCCCCGAGUCUAUCAAGCCAUAUCUGGCGCAGUUCGAAUUCACAGUGGUUCCGGAUCUACUCGACCCUGGCGCUUUCGAUGGUGUCAUUGACGGGGCGGACGGCGUCGUCCACGUCGCCUCUCCCCUUCCCUACCCAUGCAGGCGCGACCUGAUCGACCCGGCAGUCAAUGCCACAAUUGGCGUGGUCAAGUCGGAGGGUCCGUUCCCGAACGCCAUGGCCGCCUACGGUGUGUCCAAGGCAGCUGCUCAUGCCGCCACGGCCUCAGUCCACGUCAACGACGUUGCCAGGGCUUACAUCGACGCACUGAACCCUGCCUUCAAGGGCAACCGCCACUAUCUCGUCUCUUCGGGCGGUCUGGACGGCACCACGUGGUAG